AAAUUAGCAGUGGCAGUAGAUGGGUUGUAGCAACAACACAAGCAACAAUGCAGAGCGAGUGAACUCAGUGCUAGAUUUUCGUGCGGAAACACAACCAAACCAAAAAUCAUGACAUUUAGUUUACGUCAACACGAAACCCAAUCGCGAUCAAAAAUGUAAUCGCUUUUCCAAACGCCAUCGAUCAUCCGCGCUAUCAAUAUGUGACUAGAUCGCGAGUGCGGCAAGUAUUCAUCGAACGGCGAACAGGUGAUAAACGCGACCGACAUAAAAUGUUCAGCAAGAAAAUCACGGACAUCAAGAAGUCCUCGCUGAAGAUCCAGGACCCCAAGAAGGACUUGGCAACGCGUGUCAAGCACCUGAAGGUGAUUUUAUAUAAUUUUGAGCACAUUGAAGCCAAAGGGUUCUUUGAGGCCAACUUCAGUCACAUUUACCAGAUUCUCUAUGAAUCUUUCGUCCAAGCAGAGCAAAACCUCAGACAGAAAGAGCUCACAUUUCACUUAGUUCAAAGGGCCACGCGCGAAGAACUGGAAGUAGCGUUAUGGAUCCUAGAACAAGUUCUCGUUCUCCUCCCCGAGCUCAUCCACAAACGAUGGCAGUUGCAUUCGCUUGGCCGUCUUCUCUCCAAAAUUCUCCACGCCGGCAACACAGCCCGUUUGAGGAAACAGGCGAUAAAAUACUUUCUCAUGUGGUACCAGGCCCUCAACGAAAAUGCGCCCGACCAUGUGCAUCACAUGUUUGCCUCUUUGGUCGCCGGUUUCAUUCCGAUUUCGGCGAUUGGCGGUCAAACGACCAACAGUGUAUUUCAUGACACAUCGUCACAAUACCCAGUGACGCCUGGUGAUGUUUUGCCCAUCCUGCCUGCACAAACCAACGAAACAGAUAAUAAAGUUUACAUGGAAACGCUGCUGGAGGGCAUGGCCAGCACGGUGGUGAAACUAGAGUGGCAUGAUAAGGAGAUGCACCAGCGACGCUCAUUUCAGUUUUUAUUGGAAAGGUUCCAAAUACAUUACCUACCUAAGUUGUGUCCGAAUUUUUCGUAUCAGACUUCUCUAUACAAGCCUAUACUUGAUUUGCCGACGCGACGGAAAGCAGAAAGCGAAAAUGAGUUUGUAGCAUACAGGGUGAUACUGAUCAAGUGGGUUAUUAAUUACACACAGAAAAGAGGAGAUGGUGGCAAUACGCAGAGUAGUUUGCAACAAGUACAGGAUGACGAAGGCAGUGAACAGUCAAGUUUAGAUGGAAAUAUGUCUCUGCAAUCAGUUAAAACAGCACCAUCUGAGUACGAACAAGCGGCACAAAUCGUACGCGAUGUCCUCUGGUCUUCUCGUGAUAAUGUCAACUUUAUCCAUGAGUUAUAUCGGCAGGCAUUUUUGCUUAAUUUUGAUCACAUUGUCGCCAUUCGCAAGACAAUUGCCAUGUACAAAGACAUCAUCCAGAAGUCUGGGUCUGACAUGCCGCCUUAUAUGUUGGAGCCGGUGGCUGAUGACGUAGCACGCAGUGAUGAUGGCGCGGAUGCCAUGCGUCCGCCACGAUUACGCAACGAUUCAUACUUGGGUGCGAUACACAAAGAAAAUCUGCUGGUGCGCGCUGGUUUGCAGAAUGUGCUGCAGUUGUUUAUGACACACGCCGGCAAUGUGUUUUUGCUGGAAGUCAAUCCGCACUUGACCACCUCUCUCGAGGAGCAGACUGAUGCGUGCAAGCGAGUACUGAAUAUUUACAGAUACAUGGUGAUGCACACUGGCAUGGACAGCGAGACCUGGGAGCAGUUGUUGGUGGUGUUACUGCAGGUGACGUCGCUGGUGCUUGGGGAAAACCCGCCGAAUCCACCAAAGAAAAAAGUUAGUACACUGGGCGGGAAACUAGCGCCUGCAAUAUUCCAAACGUUGAUUGUUACGUGGAUCAAAGCCAAUUUGAAUGUGAUGAUUAGUCGGGAAUUGUGGGAUAGGUUUCUACAUGUUUUGACGUCGUUGACAAACUGGGAGGAAUUAAUCACCGAAUGGUCGAAGACUUUGGAGACAUUAACAAGAGUUCUGGCGCGACAAGUGUACAACUUGGACUUGACUAACUUGCCAUUGGAUCGACUGUCUGAACAGAAGAGUAAACGCAGACCGAGGGUGACUAGCAAGACUGAAAACUGCAACCAAAUGGUGUCGACAGAGUCGCAUCCGCAUCAGGUUGAAAGACAGGAUUCUUCCGCGCCAGAGGAAACGGUAGUUGUAAAGGCAUCCAAGCCUGGCUUGUCGCGCAGCUACAGCGAAACCAAUUUGACCAAACGGCGCAUGCCGCAUCGGAGGGCACUCUCCUUGGAUAAUUUGCGGCAACAAAUCGAUACUGAAUCGGUUGAUCGAACACGAACGCCGAGCCCGGCACCGUCCAGCGGCCUAGAAAGUACUUCGAUUAAAGACGCGCCGAUACCACUGGAUGUCCUAAGUGGUGAUAAUCACCCGCAGGAUAUCUCUGGUGAGAAUCGUGGCGUAGUUUGCGGUGGGUCGGUGCGUGGCUGGUUGCCCGACGUUGCUGUUAUUCUAUGGCGGCGCAUGCUUGGUGCUUUAGGCGACGUUAACGAAAUCGCCGACCCGCACUUACAUUCCCAGGUGUUCGAGUAUUUGGUAAAAUUGGUCGACACCUUAAUAAAAAUCAAAGCGAAUCAAGGCGUCUCUACGGACAACGUGAGCACACCGUCCCCGCCCGAGCUGGUACCGCCGCUCACGUUAAUCGUCCCUUGGUGCUUUGGAGCUUUAAACUUAUCGUCCGCGUACGAUUCGGGGAAAAUCAACGCGUUGCGCUUGCUUUGUAUUGUAACUAUUAACUGUGAUCCGCAUCAUCGAAGUUAUCUGCCGCAUUUCUACAGAUCUUUGCAUUUGGCUUUAAGCGGCACGUCCCGGCCUAUUCUUAAUGUAACACUGCGUUAUUUAGGCCCUCGGUUUUUAUCAUUACAAUUGCCAGGGUCUUCGUUAUUGUUGCUUGAUUUGGUGCAUUCGUGCAGUUCCGUACUUAAUUCGUCCGAUCUCUCGGAAGCUACACCGAGAUCCGAGGCGAUCUCUAUUUUGGGAGGGUUGCUGUCGAUGACGGAUAACUUAACUAAAUUGUCUGUUCUACGACCUGAAAACAGUAUCAAUGUGUUGCCAUGUCCAGAUAUCAAGGAGCACAUUGUGGGUAUAGUUUUGCGAACUGGUCGGCGGGAGCCUACUGGUAUGGCGAGGUGUAUUGCUUUAACCGUUUUGGGUCAUUUUGUGUAUCGCGAAUUUACGAAUGAAUCAUACAGUUCUCUAAUAUCUGAUGCAAUCAAUGUUAUUCUACAAUCAUUGAAAUUAACGAACAAAGUCAUCGCACAAUUGGCAAGUAAUACAUUAUAUUUCCUCUGUGAUCAUGGCGUGCUCCUCUGGUUGCAUUAUCCACGCCUGGCGGAUUCAAUCAUUCGGUCGUUGUGCCACGCUCUGUUUUUGCACACACCUUCGGGACCUACUGCGUCCGAAAAUGAAAAAUCUCUGAGUACAUCGCUGCUACUUUGUUUGGGCGAGUGGUGCAUGAAGCUCGGUCCGCAGCGUCUCUUGGUUGCCUCUGAAUAUGGUGAGAGUAAAUCAUGUCUGUUGCUGCUCGUAUUUAGCGUCUUGCAUCGUAUGCUGCGCACCAAAUCAUCGGAGUACACCAAUCUGUCUGGGUUGGUACCACAACAAAAUCAGGAUGAUUUUGACUCCCACAUAUCGUUGGAUAAUUUGGCGCGCGGGUCUUCUGGCAACACUAAAACGCCCCAAUAUCGGCAGGCGAUUAUUCUUUGUGCCAGAACGGUAUUAUCGCAUUUGGUAACCCAUUUGGGACAUUUUCCAAUGGCGAUUGGAGCCGCACGGCUUAGUUCACUUGUCGUAGAACAUGACGACGUGCCCGAUUUAAAUUCCGACGAGUUAUCGAUGGAUAUCUUUGCCGCACCGAAUAUUCAGUUGUUUGUGUUGACGGCGAAUGUAAUCGCUAGUCUUGUGGAACUACCGGCGCUCGAUUUGCCUGGCGGCGGCGUGACAGCUGGUUUGUCGACGGCUGAUAAACAAGUCCGAGUUUUGCUGAGAGACUUAUCUGGGAAAGCGAGUUGGGACGCAAGUAUUUUAUACAAAACGCCGGAAAUGUACAAGAAUUACAAUCAACAUCGCGAGAGCACUGCGAGUUGGAGUAGUACAAACUCGAGCAAAUGGGGACCGAUGAGUAUCAUGCAGCAUGAGAGUUUGUGUCCAGUUAAUAUCGGACAAACCAACAUUCAACAGCGCGCAAUGCGACAUAGAAAUCCCAGCGUUUUGCCAAACACUGAAAAUUCCGCACCGGACUUGGAUCAGUUAGAUGAUUUAUUACAGUAUUUGGGACAUACAAGCCCAGAAUGUUUAGAGAAUGGGGACCAUAGUUUAAAUAUCCCUGCAGUGUCACCACUUGACACUGACUUAGAAGCAGAAGCCAUCGGCUCGGUCAUAAGCGAGAGAAACAUCGAAAUCGAACAAUCCCGAAGUAUGCAGAAUAGUAAUGCGAUGUUGGGCCAUCCUGCUUGUCGACCUGAAAGCAGAGAGAGUGAUCAUCUCAGCCAGGAAGUCAACAGUCAGCAAUCGGCAUUCCAGCAGUGUCGCUUACUUUUCUCCCAGUUGGGAUUGGCGGGCUGGGAACGCCGUAAACAACUGCAUUUGUUGAAUAAGAAUGAACGACUUUUGAGAGAGCUGAAGAAUUUGGACGGGCAGCGGUGUCGAGAAACGCACAAAGUCGCCGUCAUUUAUGUCGCUCCGGGUCAGGAAGAUAAGAAUUCGAUUCUGUCGAACCAAGGCGGUAGCAUUGCGUACGAGCAAUUUUUGGCAGCGUUAGCAUGGGAAGUGGAACUUGAAGCGCACACUGGUUUUCUCGGCGGCUUGCAGCGGCAGGGAUCCACUGGUUUGACGGCACCGUACGUCGCCAGCAGCUUUAUGGAGGCGAUUUUCCAUGUUGCAACACGGAUGCCCGGUGAUACGCCUGAAGCUGUUUUAAAUAAGACACGGCAUCUGGGAAACGAUGAGGUGCAUGUAGUAUGGUCGGAACAUUCGCGAGAUUAUCGGCGGGAUAUAAUCCCAACUGAAUUCUGUGAUAUAUUAAUUAGUAUAUAUCCGCUGGGUAAUCAUCUGAAUCGGGUGACGAUAAACUGCAAACCGGAUGUACCGAUGUUCGGUGUGCUGUUUGAUGAGGCAAUUAUCGAGAACAGCAUUUUGGCUGGUGUGGUGAGAGCGGCGAUCAUUUGCGCAAGUCGUGCCAAACGAUCGACACUAUCUUUCUAUCAACAAUAUUACGAGGAACGAUCGAGAUCUUUGGAGACAGUUGUUAAUAAAUACAGAAACGCUACAACUUACGAGGAUCUGAUCGCGAGGGUGUACAUUCCGAUGACGAUGCCGAGUGCUUUCAACGUCGGCAUUUCGUCUGUUAUUGAAGGUGAUGGUGCUGCGAGCGUCGGCAGCAAUUCGUCCUCGACGGCUGCAGCGUGGCUUGAUAUCAUGCACAAUCCGCACAAAGCCGGAUCGAAAGAGUAUGCCAAAUUUAGAGAUGGGCGCGGCGUAUGGUUCAACAACGUAGACGUCUCGCAGAAUGUAGAAUCAACGAGCAUAUCUCCAAGACCUCUCAAGAAGUUAACUAGUCUAAAGAACACUCCGCGGAGAUCGCUUAGGUCCGAGACCACCGGCAGUGAAACGCCACCGCAGAGUCCAAAUCAGUUUUCACGGAAGAAGUAACCGGUGUUUUGUUAUAUUCCUUGAGGUAUUUGGUCUCUUUUUACUUAUUGUUUAAUUAUUUAAUUAAUAUUAAUGAACAUGCACUGCUAAUAAUUAAGAGAUAUUGCUAUAUCACAGUAUUUAUUCCUUAUAUAAAUAAAAUAUUAAAUUAAACUAA
Molecule: messenger RNA, 5880 nt
Organism: Dalotia coriaria
Lineage: Eukaryota; Metazoa; Arthropoda; Insecta; Coleoptera; Staphylinidae
Product: ral GTPase-activating protein subunit alpha-1
Exons: 11
Coding region: 270-5723 (1817 amino acids)
Biological process (GO): positive regulation of GTPase activity; regulation of small GTPase mediated signal transduction
Cellular component (GO): cytoplasm; nucleus
Molecular function (GO): GTPase activator activity
Source: RefSeq, a predicted model, not a curated record